This is a messenger RNA of Monascus purpureus, 2171 nucleotides long. Lineage: Eukaryota; Fungi; Ascomycota; Eurotiomycetes; Eurotiales; Aspergillaceae. The record is from the annotation of a GenBank genome assembly.
GGAAAACCUUUUUUUUCGGAGGCAUUAUUACUCUGCAUUAAUUUGACUAUGAUUUACGGCCGGGUUAUGGGUGCCGGUAUCCAGAAUGCCUCCUACCUAUUACCUACUACCUACCAUGGAUGACUCCGGCUUUCCGAUGAAUGAGGUCAAUUUCUGGGACUCGGGAUUAUCAAUGUUCCUAUUUUUGUCUCGUUUCUUGGUGAUGGGGAUAAUAAAUAUGGCCUUGCGGACGGUGACGUCCACUGGGCGCUGCUUCAACAACACCAGAUUUAUUAUUCCCAAUUUCCACAGUCUUCCAUUGCUCUCAGUGAUCAAUCUUCUGAGAAGGACAGGUCUACCGUGUCUGUGUCUGUGUCUGCGUUCGUGUUCGUGACAAUAGAUCCGCCAUGUCCACCACCUGGACUCCCCCAAACACCUCGCGUCCCAUCACCCUGUUAGGCGCAGGAGUCCUGGGAAGACGUAUAGCCUGCAUCUUCGCUGCAGCCGGCUACAAUGUGAACAUAAGAGACCCGUCUGAACAAGCCCGCAAUGAUGCUCUCGAGUACAUCGGCAGCCAUCUCGACGAGUUCUCCCGCCUAUCCAAGGGAACGCGGACAUACGGCCAGUACGCCGCAUAUGCAGACAUCGACACCGCGGUCCGCGGUGCAUGGCUCGUCAUCGAGGCCGUGCCGGAGAAACUCGCACUGAAAAUAGAUACCAUGGGGGAAUUGGAUCAGAAGGCCCCCGAGGACUGUAUUUUUGGUUCGAAUUCCUCGUCAUUCAGAUCAGGGCUUAUGCUUGAUAAAGUGCGUCCGAGUCGGCGGGCUCAGAUCCUCAACACACAUUUCUGUAUGCCACCGGCUAUCCUCACGGUUGAAUUGAUGACGGAUGGUGAGACAAACCCGGAUAUCUUCCCUUUCAUGACGACUUUUCUGGAGGAUUGUGGGAUGUUGCCGGUGACGGCAAGAAAGGAGUCUACUGGACUCAUCUUCAACCGUCUCUGGGCCGCCAUUAAGCGUGAAAUCCUCUAUAUCCUCGCCGAAGGUGUAAGCGAACCAGCCGAAAUCGAUAAGCUAUGGAGCAUCAUGUUCGAAAACGGUCCGCCGCCCUGUAAAUUAAUGGACCAGAUCGGCCUCGACACAGUCGCAUUCAUUGAGGAUAACUACAUCCAAGAACGAGGGCUGGACGGAAACAUGACGGUGGACUGGCUGCGCGAGACAUACCUUGCAAACGGCCGUCUGGGACUAAAAAGCGACAAGGGCGGUCUUUACCCUCCCCAAUCCGGACCGUCCAUCUACUUCCUUGAUGUUGGAUUAGGGGAGAAUCUUCAGGAUCUCAGUAAGGUAGCAGUGAACGGCAAGAUCCUGGAGAAGAACGCCAAUGGAACCGUUAGAACCAUUGUUGCGAACCAGAGUCUACCGGAUGGAAUCGAUGUGUCCAGGUCGAAGGGCCGCAUGUUCUGGACGAACAUGGGCAGCCACACAUCCACGUACGACGGCUCGGUGCACUCUGCUAAACUGGAUGGAACAGACAUCCAAACCCUUAUUCCUGCUGGCGGGGUGCAUACACCGAAACAGCUCGUGGUAGAUGAGAGCCACAAGAAAGUGUAUUUCUGUGACCGCGAAGGAAUGGGCGUGCACCGUAUUGAUUUUGAUGGGAAGAAUCAUGAAAUCCUCGUCCGGCGUGGAGACGCUAGAACCAGCGAUAAGGAGGAUAUGACCAGAUGGUGCGUGGGUAUCGCUGUCGACAGUCAGGCUGGAAAGAUCUAUUGGACACAGAAGGGGCCCAGCAAGGCUGGUAAGGGCCGGAUCUUCCGUGCAAACUUGGAUAUUCCUGCUGGCGAGACUGCGUCGAAUCGCUCCGAUAUCGAGUUACUGUUUGAAGGACUUCCUGAGCCCAUCGAUCUGGACCUAGACGUGGAUUCUCAGGUAUUGUACUGGACAGAUCGUGGUGAACAUCCUACCGGUAGCUCUUUGAACCGCGCCCCCAUCGGAUCAGAGACGAAGGCUGGGAAACCCGAGAUUGUUGCCAGGCAUUUCCACGAGCCGAUCGGUCUUAAACUCGACCUUGCUCGGCAGCAGGUCUACGUGACUGACCUGGGUGGAUGUGUAUAUACGGUGAAUGUUGAUGGCUCUGGAAAGAAGACUAUUCACAGCGAUAGCGGUUGUUACACUGGCAUUACCCUGGCAUGA